Messenger RNA from Andrographis paniculata, 1690 nucleotides. RefSeq names its product flap endonuclease 1. The transcript is spliced from 18 exons. Bases 269 to 1495 code for a protein of 408 amino acids. The record is from RefSeq and is a predicted model, not a curated record. Gene Ontology annotation, molecular function: 5'-flap endonuclease activity; 5'-3' exonuclease activity; DNA binding. Lineage: Eukaryota; Viridiplantae; Streptophyta; Magnoliopsida; Lamiales; Acanthaceae.
CAGGAAAACACAUUAAAGCAUCAUGUCGGUCUUAUGGAUUCAAUUUCGGCCUCCUUAAUUUCGUCGUCGCUGCAUUGCGCGGGAAGGUUGUCCUUCGUCGUCGUCGCCAGAGAAGAAAAAUUGUCAACGGCGGGAUUGGAAAGGGUCAAAUGCUCCUGUCAAGUGUCCUGUGCUUCUUUGCAUUGCCAACUGAAAAACAGUUCGUCCAUUUGUUUAUCGACGCGAAAAUUUGAAGAAACAUUGGGAGUGCUCUGGAUUUGGAGCUUCAAUGGGGAUAAAGGGUUUAACGAAAUUAUUAGCGGAAAAAGCACCCAAGGCGAUGAAAGAGCAGAAAUUAGAGAGCUACGCGGGCCGGGAAAUAGCCAUUGAUGCAAGCAUGAGCAUCUAUCAAUUCCUCAUUGUUGUUGGAAGACGAGGUACCGAAGUACUGACGAAUGAAGCUGGUGAAGUGACUAGUCAUUUGCAAGGGAUGCUAACCAGGACAGUCAGAUUUCUGGAAGCUGGAAUAAAGCCAAUCUAUGUUUUUGAUGGGAAACCGCCUGAUCUUAAGGACCGGGAGAUUACAAAUAGAUUCUCAAGAAGAGCAGAUGCACUUAAAAACCUAGAUGAUGCUCUGAAGACUGGAAACAAGGAAGAUAUUGAAAAAUUCAGUAAAAGGACAGUAAUGAUGACAGAGCAACACAGUGAAGACUGCAAAAGGCUUCUUAGACUUAUGGGAGUACCUGUGGUUGAGGCUCCCGGUGAAGCAGAAGCACAGUGUGCUGCACUUUGCAAAGCAAACAAAGCUUAUGCAGUCUCCUCAGAGGACAUGGAUUCCCUAGCUUUUGGAGCUCUACGAUUUCUCCGAAACCUGAGCAGCCCUAUUAACAAACAGAUUCCCGUAUGGGAUUAUGAAAUCUCAAAGGUUCUGGAGGAAUUGAACCUCACCAUGGAUCAAUUUAUAGAUCUUUGCAUUCUUGCUGGUUGUGAUUACUGUGAGAGCAUAAGAGGUAUUGGAGGACACACUGCUUUGAAACUUCUUCAUCGGCAUGGAUCUAUCGACACUAUUCUGGAGAACAUAGAUACAGAAAGAUAUCAAGUACCUGACGAUUGGCCGUAUGAAGAGGCUCGAAGACUCUUUAAACAACCGCUGGUUUUAGCUGACGAUCAUAAACUUAACCUAAAUUGGACAGCUCCAGAUGAAGAAGGAUUGAUAAGCUUUUUGGUAAAAGAAAAUUCAUUCAGAGUUGAUAGAAUAACUAAGGCAAUUGAGAAGAUUGAGGCAGCAAAGAACAAGUUCUUGUCCCAUGGCAGGUUGGAGCCAUUCCCCAAUCCAGUUGUUAGCAUACAUUCUAAAGGAAAGGGAAGUCGAUUUGUUCUUGCAGUUAGAAAUCCGAUAAGCAUGGUUGAUAAGCAACAGUCCAUCAAAAUAAGGUUGCAUUCUCGGCCUAAGGCUACCGGCAGCAUUUUUGUAGCCCCAUUUUGCAGAAGCUUAUGUUGUGGCAUUGGUGCAUGAACAUGAAGCGUGCUUCAUCAGUGAGAAUGGUACGUCUGUAUUUUCAGAAGUAACUAUGGUUUAUUAGGGGAUUAAAUGCAGGUCAAUAUUAUGCAGACAUUUUCAAACGAAUGGUUAUUAAUUAGGGAUAAAUUUCUUAUAUUGUGUUAUAGUUAUUUUGAUUUAUUUUUACGACAUAAGGUAAAUAAAAUAUUU